CUGAUUUAAUUUUAGAUUUUAAAAUAAAUGAGUAAAGUAUAAUGUAGUGGAAGAUGUCAUUAACUCGUGUGAAAGUACGGACUUCUUCAGAGACAUGUGCUGAUUGCAGUGCAGCAGGGCCAGAAUGGGCAUCUAUAAACCGUGGUGUACUUAUCUGUGAUGAAUGUUGUAGUGUUCAUAGAUCCCUUGGAAGACAUAUAUCACAAGUUCGUCAUCUACGCCUGGCUCCAUGGAAUACUUCUCUUUUUGCUAUGACUCAAAAUUUGGUAAGCAAUGGUGCAAAUUUAAUUUGGGAACAUUCGUUGACUGAUGCAAGUAAGGGAGUAGCAAUUGGAAUUCGAAAACCUAAUCCUAACGAUAAUGUUCACCCAAUUAAGUCAAACUUUAUAAAAGCAAAGUAUCAAUUACUUGCAUUUGUGCAUCGUCUACCGAAUACAGAUGAUAAAUUGUCUGUGGUUGACUUAAGUAAGCAACUUUACUCAUCUGUGCGAACAGGUAACCUCGAAACAUCACUUCGAUUAAUUUCAUUGGGAGCUCAAACAAAUUAUUUUCAUCCUGAAAAAGGUAAUACACCAUUACAUGUAGCAGCUGCUGCUGGGCAAGCAACACAAUGCGAACUUCUUGUAGUACAUGGUGCAGAUGCUUCUGCGCUGGAUAUUAAUGAGAAGACUCCAACUGUUGUUGCCAUCGAAAAUGGACAUACUGAACUUGGCUUUAGACUAAUUGAAACCAUGUAUGAAUUAACUGAUCGCUUAACAUUUUACUUAUGUGGAAGGCGUCCUGAUCACAGAAAUGGGAUAAACUAUCUGAUUCCUGCUCUUCAAGAUCGUGGUAUAGAUGCUUCUUCAUCAGCAAAAGAAGCUCGUUGUAAACUACAAUCUUUAAACAAUCGUUUAUUUGAAGAACUUUGUUCAGAUGUUUAUGAUGAAGUAGAUCGACGAGAAAAUGAUGCUGUAUGGCUAGCCACUCAGCAUCACAGAAAGUUGGUCAGUGAUACUGCAGUUCCCUUCCUUCCAGUUAAUCCUUCAUUUUCAUCUACAAGGAACCAGGGUAGACAGAAAUUAGCUCGUUUCAACGCAUUAGAGUUUGCAACACUCAUUGUUGAUAUUUUACAUGAUGCAAAGAGGCGAGAAGGUCUAAAUGUUGAUUCUAACAGCCAAUCAGCAGGAAUAGUUGAAAAAUUAAAACCCAUGGUUGACCCUGAUUAUGAUGAAAUUAUGGAAGAUAACAAAGAACAGGCUACCAGUGAUGAUGCUUCUUCUUUAACAACUAUUAAUGAUGAAGCUUUCAUCGAUACUAACCGAACUUUGCUAACUAAUUCUACUGAGCUUGGUUGUAAUCCACUAAUAAAUAAUGAGGGAGCAUAUGACCACAGAGAUUAUGAUGAUCCACAAGAUUGUGACUCUAAAUCAUACAAGGGAAAAUUUCAAGAACUAGAGGAACAAAACCAUAGUUUAGGACAAGAAGUCAAUCUUUUGCGAUCUAUGGUUCAAAAGUUAAUGCAGGAGAAUGCAUCACUUCGUGCUCAAGUUGCACAAUUAAAAUUUGAACGAGAUGACUUUGAGCAACGUGUUGAUCCUAAUAAGUAUGAUCGUACGAAGACAUCAUCACAAAAAACUGAAGCUCAUCCAAAUCCAUCGGUACAAUCAUAUUCAAUAAAUAAUAGGGAAGAAACGACUAAUGAUACAAAAUCACCUGGUUAUUCAGAUAAUCGAAAAUUAGAUGCCAAAGAUCGAAACUAUAAUGAAUCAGAAGAAGAUUCUGCAGAUCCUUAUCGUAGUACAGAAGAUGAUAUAGAUUUUCAACAAGAAAUUGGUCCUUCACAAGAAGACAUUGUUAAUGCUACAGAACAAAUUACAAAGAAAAUUCAAGAGUUACUUUUAGCAGCUCAAAAUGGACGAAGCAGUAGAUAUGUACCUUGUUCAAGUAAUAUAUCUGCAGCUGUAAAUGAUAUGGCUAACUUAUUUCCGAAGCAUCCUAGCGCUGAAAGUGUUCGCAUGGCAUUGCGUUUGAUGAUAACAAGUGCAGCUAGAUUACAAGUUGAAUGCAGGAGUAGUGCUUUGCCUGAAAGAAAUGUUGAUCAAGCUAUGUUAACUCAGCAAGUCAUUCAAUGUGCAUACGACAUUGCUAAAGCUGCAAAACAUCUUGUUACAACAUUCAACUCCGCUUGAUUUAAUAUCUUAGCAACACUCAAACCAUUUCUAAUUGUAAAUACAUAUCUUUCUAUUUUGAAAAUUUUAUUUGAAUAUUUCAAGACAAAAGUAAGCUGGUAAAAGUUUCCAAUUAUUGAGUAGAAGACUGGUAGUAUUUUUUGAAAAAAGUAAUUCAAGAGUCUUUUUCUCCUUUCGUUUUUACAAAUUCUUUAUCAUUAGUUAUUUUUACUUGUUUUUGUUUUUCUAUCUUUCAAUAAAACACCUUUGUUUUAUGGUUUUUUGAAAUUUUCAACUAAAAUCUCCAUUUUUAAAAUCACUUUUUAAAAUAGUUUUUUGUUUUUGUUUUUAAAUUAAGUUUGACGUAAAAUGCUACCUAAUAGUUAAUUAAUUUAGUUUUUUUUUAAAUCAACUUUGAAGUAGUAUACUACCUAAUAAUUUAUUUAGUUAACAUAAACUAUAACUUAAAACAUAGGCACAAAUAGUGAAGUUAUGAAUUUUCUAAUGUUAAUAAAUAUUUGUUUAUUUGUAUCAUAAUAACGAAAUAAUUUUAUAUAAAAA
Molecule: messenger RNA, 2711 nt
Organism: Hydra vulgaris (swiftwater hydra)
Lineage: Eukaryota; Metazoa; Cnidaria; Hydrozoa; Anthoathecata; Hydridae
Product: ARF GTPase-activating protein GIT1
Biological process (GO): regulation of ARF protein signal transduction; synaptic vesicle recycling; regulation of G protein-coupled receptor signaling pathway
Cellular component (GO): synapse
Molecular function (GO): GTPase activator activity; small GTPase binding
Source: RefSeq, a predicted model, not a curated record